AUGCGGAGCAGUGUGAAGAAGCAGCAAGAACGACCCGCGGACGGACCAAACCCGGACACUGCUGCAUCCCCGCGUCCAGCGCCGACGUCCCCCGCCGCUGCCACGCCCAAAAGAAAGGCUGAAGGGAAUACUAAAGGAGAUAAAGCCAAGGUGAAGGACGAGCCACAGAGAAGAUCUGCAAGGUUGUCUGCUAAAACUGCUCUUCCAAAGCCAGAGCCCAAGCCUAAAAAGGCCCCUGCAAAGAAGGGAGAGAAGGUCCCCAAGGGGAAGAAGGGGAAGGCUGAUGCCGGGAAGGAUGUGAAUAAUCCUGCAGAAAACGGAGACGCCAAAACAGACCAGGCACAAAAAGCUGAAGGUGCUGGAGAUGCCAAGUGAAAUGUGUGCAUUUUUGAUAACUGUGUACUUCUGGUGACUGUACAGUUUGAAAUACUAUUUUUUAUCAAGUUUUAUAAAAAUGAAGAAUUUUGUUUUACUUUUUUUUUUAAGCUAUGUUGUUAGCACACAGAACACUUCAUUGUUUUGAGGGGGGAAGGAACAUGUGUCACUAACAAAAUGUCUCCCAAGCUGGAUUGGUGAUGGUUGAUGUUGGAAAACAUCUUUCCCUGAUAAUUUUGAAAGACUCCU
Messenger RNA from Peromyscus eremicus (cactus mouse), 624 nucleotides. Its product is annotated as non-histone chromosomal protein HMG-17-like. Gene Ontology annotation, biological process: chromatin organization. The transcript has a single exon. Gene Ontology annotation, molecular function: nucleosomal DNA binding. The record is from RefSeq and is a predicted model, not a curated record. Gene Ontology annotation, cellular component: chromatin; nucleus. NCBI's taxonomy places the organism in Eukaryota, Metazoa, Chordata, Mammalia, Rodentia, Cricetidae. The coding region runs from base 1 to 375 and encodes 124 amino acids.